This is a messenger RNA of Hevea brasiliensis (rubber tree), 2585 nucleotides long. RefSeq names its product probable beta-D-xylosidase 7. Gene Ontology annotation, cellular component: plant-type cell wall. Gene Ontology annotation, biological process: arabinan catabolic process; xylan catabolic process. Bases 134 to 2470 code for a protein of 778 amino acids. The transcript has 6 exons. Gene Ontology annotation, molecular function: alpha-L-arabinofuranosidase activity; xylan 1,4-beta-xylosidase activity. Lineage: Eukaryota; Viridiplantae; Streptophyta; Magnoliopsida; Malpighiales; Euphorbiaceae. The record is from RefSeq and is a predicted model, not a curated record.
GUUCAUUUUUAGAAAAGAAAAUUCAUUGCCCAUGUAAAGAAACCGUAUUUAUCAACUAUAAAAGAUCUCUGCUAUCUUCAAUAAAAUUCAUUCAACUUGUUUCUUUGAACAAGUUGAUUCUUCAGGUCACAAUAUGAAGAAGCUACCAAGCCUCUCUCUCAUAUCCUUCUACCACCUUACUUCCCUCCUCUUCAUCUUUGUUCAGUCUGCUCGCCCUCCAUUUGCUUGUGAUCCAUCUAAUAAAUUAACAAAAUCAUUUCCCUUUUGCAGAACAUCACUGCCCAUAAGCGAAAGGGUCAUAGACCUUGUCUCCAGACUCAGAUUGGAUGAGAAGGUCUUGCAACUUGCAGACACGGCAACUGCGAUUCCCCGGCUCGGGAUCCCUGCCUAUGAGUGGUGGUCUGAAGCAUUACACGGCGUCGCCUUCCUGCCUCAUGUAAGCAGCAGGCAAGGUAUCCAUUUCAAAGGAACCAUUACGAAUGCCACUAACUUCCCACAAGUCAUUCUCACUGCUGCAACAUUUGAUACCCACCUCUGGUAUCGCAUUGGUCAAGUGGCUGGAAAAGAAGCGAGAGCUAUAUAUAAUACUGGACAAGCUACAGGGAUGACAUUUUGGUCACCAAACAUCAAUAUAUUUAGGGACCCAAGAUGGGGAAGAGGGCAAGAGACUGCUGGAGAAGAUCCCUUGGUUUCAGGGAAGUAUGCAGUGUCAUUUGUGAGAGGCAUUCAAGGAGACUCUUAUGAAGGAGGAGCCCUUGGGGAGCAUCUUCAAGCUUCAGCUUGCUGCAAGCAUUUUACAGCUUAUGACCUGGAUCGCUGGAAAAACAUGCAAAGGUUUAUCUUUAAUGCUAAAGUCACAAAACAGGACAUGGCUGAUACAUUUCAACCUCCAUUCAAAAGUUGCGUACAAGAAGGAAGAGCCAGUGGGAUUAUGUGUUCUUAUAAUCAAGUUAAUGGAAUCCCAAACUGUGCAGAUUACAAUCUAUUGUCUAAGACAGCCAGAGGAUACUGGGGCUUCCAAGGAUACAUCACGUCUGACUGCGAUGCGGUAGCUGUCAUGCAUGAAAAUCAGACAUAUGCCAAAACACCAGAAGAUGCAGCUGCAGAUGUGCUUAAAGCAGGGAUGGAUGUGGACUGUGGUUAUUAUCUGAAGAACUACACCAAAUCAGCCAUAGAAAAGAAGAAAUUGAAAGAAUCUGCUGUAGACAGAGCCCUUCACAACCUCUUCUCCAUAAGGAUGAGGCUUGGAUUAUUCAAUGGCGAUCCAGCCAAACUUCCUUAUGGCAAUAUUUGUGCAAACCAAGUUUGUUCCCAAAAGCAUCAAGCUAUAGCCCUUGAAGCAGCUAGAGAUGGCAUCGUUUUGCUGAAGAACUCUGAUCAGCUGCCUCUUUCAAAAUCAAAAACCAAAUCUCUUGCAGUUAUUGGCCCUAAUGCUGAUAAUGCAACAAUACUUCUUGGAAAUUAUGCAGGUCCACCAUGCAGAGCCAUUACACCAUUGCAAGGAUUGAAGGAUUACAUUAAGAACACCAAGUAUCACAAAGGUUGCAACAAAGUUGCUUGUCCUUUGGCUCAAGUUCGCCAAGCAGUAAAAAUAGCACAAGGAGCAGACCAAGUUGUGUUAGUUAUGGGACUUGAUCAAGAACAGGAAAGGGAAGAAACUGAUCGCAUUAACUUGGUACUACCAGGGAAGCAGCAAAAGCUCAUAACUAGUGUUGCACAAGCUGCAAGGAAACCAGUUGUUCUGGUGCUUCUUUGUGGAGGGCCGGUAGAUGUAUCUUUUGCCAAAAAUAAUAAGAAAAUUGGAAGCAUUUUGUGGGCUGGUUAUCCAGGUCAAUAUGGAGGAACGGCACUUGCAGAAAUCAUCUUUGGUGACUAUAACCCAGGUGGGAGAUUACCAAUGACUUGGUAUCCACAAGAGUUCACCAAGAUACCAAUGACAGACAUGAGGAUGCGGGCUGAUUCAUCUUCUGGCUAUCCUGGUCGCACUUAUAGAUUUUAUGAAGGUAGAAAGGUUUUUGAAUUUGGUUAUGGUCUAAGUUACUCAAACUAUUCUUAUGAGCUUGUCUCCGUUACACCAAACAAGAUCAUUUUAAGAUCAUCAACUCAUCAUAAGACAGAAAGAUCAAAUCCUAACGGUCACAAGCUAGUUUCAGAGUUGGGAGAGGAACUCUGUGAAAAGAGCAAGUUUUCCGUUGUUGUAAGAGUUAAAAACCAGGGGGUAAUGACAGGCAAGCAUCCAGUAUUGCUCUUUGGGAGGCAAGCAAAGGUUGAACAAGGGUCGCCUAUGAAAAAAUUAGUUGGAUUUCAAAGCAUCAAACUUAAUGCAGGGGAGAGUGCUGAAAUUGAAUUUAAGCUGAAACCUUGUGAGCACCUUAGCAGAACUAAUGAAGAUGGCUUGACGGUGAUGGAUGAAGGGUCUCAAUACUUGCUUGUUGGAGACAGAGAGUUACCAAUCAAUGUAAUAGUUUGAUACCAAGAGGUUUACGUCUUGGCCAGUGAACUAGAAUGUUGUUUUAGCAUUAAUUUGGCUUCCAUCAAUGAAUUGCCAAUUUCAAACGCCUAAUGCAAAUAAUUUUCCUAUUUAA